Messenger RNA from Trypanosoma conorhini, 6453 nucleotides. Its product is annotated as ATP-dependent DEAD/H RNA helicase. Gene Ontology annotation, cellular component: cytoplasm. Lineage: Eukaryota; Euglenozoa; Kinetoplastea; Trypanosomatida; Trypanosomatidae. The transcript has a single exon. Gene Ontology annotation, molecular function: nucleic acid binding; ATP binding. The record is from RefSeq and is a predicted model, not a curated record. The coding region runs from base 1 to 6453 and encodes 2150 amino acids.
AUGUCGUCCCGACACCGCGAACUCGUCGCGAGAUUUGGUACUUUUCUCGGAGAAAAUGACUUCGUUUCCCGCAUUUCGAUGGACAGAGUGGGGGAGGUGAAGGCCCUCUUCAGCGCCAAGACAGUCCCGGUGGAGAGUGACGCGGAGGCCACCGCAGAGGCCGUCGCCAUUGACGCGGUCCGCCGCCGUGAUGCGCUGCGCCGGACAUGCAAUGCGGUGCUUCGGACCCGACAGCCCGACGAGCCUGUUGACGUCGGCACCAUCAUCUCUGACGAGGAGGAGCGAUUGGCCUGGAAGUUUCUCAUUGGAGCACUGACUGCAAAAAAUGCUGAGAUUCUUCGCGUCAUUGAGGCGGAGCUGCUUUGCGUGGCGGUGGACUAUCACUACGCCACCGCACGACCAGAGUUGUGUGACAUGUUCAUCCACCUGAGCGCAAGUGAAAUGUUUUUCAUUGACGGUGACUCGCUUUUCAUGGCUGCCAUUUCCCAGCAACACGUCGACUGGGAUCUUAUUCAGCCACUGCAUGUGAUGUACAACGCACAAAAGCUUCUAUAUGAUAUGCAAACCCGUGGAGCCCGUUUCCACGUUGUCUUCUUUGACAGUUUGCUGUGGAUAUGGGAGUCGGCGCCUGCAAAGCUCUUUAUGCGUGAAAAUUUGCGUCAAGGGCUGAUGGCGCUUGCGGAAACCGACACGAGGUCCGACCUGUCCGUCUGCAACUUCCCCAGCUACCACUCAGCGGAGUUUGAGGCAUACAUCAGGCAGUGGGAACCGGAGUUUAUCCUCAUGUCCGAUGGAGAGCAGCUGGGCUCACUCACGCCAUUGCAAGCCUUUUUCGUGGAUUCAUCCACAGCCAAUAAUGCUGGUGCGACUAAACAGAAGGAGGGUGACUCUGAUGACGAGGAGGGGAAUCCGUACCGCCUCAAGCGGGCCUACAGGAGCAUUGUGGAGGAUGAGGCCGUCGGCGACAAGGCGGCUUUGUACUACCGCUGCAUGCAUCUUUGGGCGGCGACACGACGGCUGAAGGUGGGAUACUCCUCCCGCAUCAUUUACAAGGAAAACGCCAUGGUGGUCUUCACAGUCCGCGUCGACGGUGUGGGGUUUGAGCGUGCAGUGACUAUUGAGCAUGACGUGCUGGCAUUGGCGCAGUCCAUGGAGCACGAGGUACAACUGCCAAUUAUUUCAUCCGCAUCGCUGGAGUUGUUGGGGGAGGAUCAGUUGUGCUACCGUGAACGGGUAGUGUAUGCCGCACUGCAUGCCUACUUGCAAGCCAGUGCUAGGAGCGAAGGGGAGAAGCAGCUCUGCCAGGCGCUUGCCCUCACUACCUACGUCGCAGGGUAUUUGAAUGACAAGUGCCGUGCACAGCGGGUGCGACCAAACGCCACUCUUGCAGGUUUCUUGCGGCAGCUGUCACCUUUCCUCCUCGCCGUCAUGCGUCACGCUGGGUGUGAAAGGACGAAUGGGCAGGCGUUUGACGUUGUUGAUGGUCACCUGUUUUCUGCCAUCUCUCAACAACUGCGUACGACGGCAGUCUGCAACUUGCUUGAUGAGUACGGCGUGGACGACGUGGCGUCCAUCUGGGGCGCCGUGGACAACGAAGAGGACACCUACAUCACCAACGAACCGUUUUCGAAACUGCCAGUCAUUGAACCCCCUGACGCGGACGAGCUGCAGUCGUAUUCGCUCCUCAGUCAUGAGUUGGUGGAUCGACUUGCAAAGGGGUUUGGAGUUUCGAAGCAUCGCGCGGAAACGCCGUACCCGCUCGGAUACGGCGCCGCCAACGAACUCGCCGGGUGGGACAUCACAACACCGUUUGACGCUCUCAAUGAUGUCACCGAUGCCGAGGGGGAGGCGAUUGCGAAGAGCACAAUGACCGAUAGAGAAGCUAAAAAGCAGCAGGAGUACCAGGAAAAGUUUGCGCGGAACGCCUUUAAGCAGGCAGAGUCAAUGGGAAUUGGCGGGUUUGCGGCGCAGGAACUGACCCAGGUGCUUUCUGACAAUGAGAAGGAUACCGAGGGCGGCGGCAACGGUGUUAAUUCUAGAAGCGCGGGAGGCAAGAAGGCGACCAAGGAGCACGCGGGGCAGCGGAAUAAGAAGGACCGCAAAAAGGAGGAUGAGAUUCGUGAGGACACGAAUGUUGUGAAUGCCACUUCCACUGUCAAGGAAUGGUGCAAGCAGAUGGAUCGCCUUUUGCGCAGCGUCGAUCCGAGUCAUGGACGCACCACCAACAGGGAUCGUGACGAGGCGAUUAAUACCAUUGAGGCAGCCCUCAAACGCCUCUCGCAGGAACGCUUCGGCAAGUUUUUUGACCCUGGCUACACGCUCGGCGACUCCACGAACACGGCAAUUCCUCUCAAACUUGAGAUGUGGCGUUUGCUGGUGGCUGCCAGUCAGCUGCGGGAGGUGGAGUUUGCCUUUGCCAUUGAGGAUCCCGCGCUGAAGGAUAGCAAGGCUGCCGCCAAGAAAAUAGAUUUGAAGUCUGUUUCUAAGCUGUUGCACGGUUUCCACGUCAUUACUCAACUUGUGGAACGAGAGACUGGUAAGGGAGGCAAGUGGGGACAACUUGAGCCUCUGCGCAAGGCAAAGUCUGACAUGACGACAGUGGAGGCGGGAUCGUAUUUGCGUUGGGUUUACCUCUCAUUUGUAGAGUUACACAUCCAGCUGAAGCUGAAGUGCCGUGUUGUGAAGCUUCUACUUGAAAACUGGCGCGCAGAACGAGAGCGCGCACGCCUGGACCAGGAAUCCCCACGGAUUGCGCUUGGCAUUCCUCUUUUUAUUUACUGCCAUCAUAAAGUGUUGGCCGUGAUUCGCGAUGAAGGACUGCGGAUAUCGCCGGAGGAUAUUGACACGGUGCGGUCUGCCCUCAUGCACUUCGAUCUUCCAGACUCCUACUACAAUAAGCUUGACCAGGCCAUUGCACGUUGGCAGAAUAUGACACUUGGAACCCUCGUACCAAGUCUUCUUCCACAGGAAAAACAGCUUUUUGAAACUCCUGAAAUGAUGCAACUAAUUCACAUGGGACACUUACUGGAGCGCCCCUUUGUGCGGAAGCACGACUACCGCGUUGCCUUCAACCCAGAUAAUUGGCAGCGGGACCUUUUAGACAUCGUUGACGGUCGUGGCAGUGCGGUGGUUUGUGCCCCCACCUCUGCUGGCAAAACCUUUAUUUCAUACUAUUGCAUGUACAAGGCUCUGCGGAGUUCAAAUAAGAAGGUUGUCGUCUACCUCGCCCCGGCACGUGCGCUUAUUAAUCAGGCGGUGGCUGAUGUUUGCGCCCGUUACGGAUCGAAGCAGUAUAAGAAUCCUGGUCGGCACAUUUACGGCGUGCUUGGCGGCGCGGAUUACCAUCAAUUCCAUGACAGCUGUCAGGUGCUACUUACCGUGCCUGAAACCUUUGAGACGAUGCUCUUGUCGCCCAAGUACACGGAGUGGGUGGAGCUGAUCGACUACGUUAUCCUGGAUGAGAUUCAUUCGAUGGAGAGCAACGGAAAUGGUGACGUGUGGGAACGCAUCUUGGCGCUGCUUCCCUGUCCUUUUGUUGCCCUCUCCGCCACGCUGGGUGAGACGCAGCAGCUGUGCAGUUGGCUCAAUCGCGUCCAGGGACGGCUGAAGGAACAGACGGAGGAGGAGUCAGGGAAGAUGCGCGACUUUGAGGUGCAUGUGUUGCCAGGCGAGGGGAAAAGCAUUCAGCGGUGGAAUGAUAUCAAAAAGUACAUUUACCUGCCGCCUCCUGGAGCCCGCUUGACGCACAAAAAGGUGAAGGCCCAGUACGACGAUCGGUACAUCCGUGAUCUUCAUCCCCUGUCCAUCCUCACCACCGACCAGCUUCAACGUGGGUUUCCCCCAGACAUUUCCCUCGUGCCCAGCGAAGUGGUAUCCCUCUUUGAGAAGAUGAAUUCAACCUUCAAUGAGGCUGUCUUGCCCAAAUGGUCUUCAUUGCAGCUCGUUCAAAACAUGCGUGGACAACUAUUCUUGCUGGAACCUGGCAAAUAUUUUGAGAAGGAGACAUACAUCACGCAGGAGCGUGCACGGCAGUACGAGGCUGAGGUAAAAAAUGCCUUUGCUUACUGGGCCGUCUUGGGCCAUGAGGGCUGCGAACCCCCAGACGGCCUUACAGUGGAGGAGUGGCAUGAAUUUAGUGCAACCAUGAGCGCGGUGGCGGAGGGCAUUCUGCGCGUCUUUGCCCAAAAGUUGAACGAGGAUGAGGCUGUACUUGAGCGCUUUGCGGCUGAAGCCAUGGAAAAGAAGAAGCAGUUGCUGCUCCAACAACACAAUCAGAAGCAGGAGGAGGCGGAGUCAGACGGGCAGGCGGAGACGCAGGGGAAGGAGGAUGAGGAUACGCUGAAGCCGGUAUCCUUUCCGGGAUCACGACAGUUCAUUCGGGAGCACAUGUUAAAUGUCUUGCGCGAACUCAUUGCGCGCGAAAUGGGUCCAAUCAUCGUCUUCAGCUUUGAAUCGGAAGACUGUGGAGAUAUUGUCAAGUACGUCGUGGAGCAACUUGAGGAGGCCGAGCUACGUUACCGCAAGACACAGGAGUUCGCUGCAUAUAAGACCCGCAUCGAGCGCGCCGCCGCCGCUCAGGAGGCACGACGGAAGCAGCGUGAAUCAACGCUUAAACAGAAGCGAUUGACAACUGGAGACGAUGGUAAGGUGGAGCUGGCCGAUCGCGGCGCCAGUGACGGCGAAGGCGAGGACGAAAUGUAUGUUGUCCCCGAGGUCCUACCAGAGUUCACCUUUCUCGGUGACAAGUGCACGGUGGAGUCUGUUGUGGUGAACUCACUCCUGGAAGAUUGCGAAGAUGAAGGAGAGGAUCUUCUUCUUCGCGCGCUAAAACGUGGCAUUGGCAUGCACCAUGCCGGUGUCAAGGGUAAACUCCGAGCACACGUAGAGCGUCUCUUCCGCGGGCGUCACUGCGGUGUUAUUUUUUCUACAGAAACCUUGGCGUUGGGUAUUCACAGCCCAUGCCGCUCGGUUGUCUUGGCAGGCGAUCAUAUUCUUCUUAACCCCACUCAGUUUCGUCAAAUGAUGGGUCGUGCAGGACGGCGUGGUCUUGAUUAUUUGGGGCACCUGGUGUUUCUGGGCAUCACGAUGCGUCGUAUCAAGCGACUCAUGACGAGCAGCAUGACAGUCAUCAAGGGAAAUGUGCAGAUGGAUCCCAUGUCCAAUCUUCGUUUGCUUCAGCUCUACGACUUCAAACUGCUUCGUCAGCUGAGGGAUGACGUAGGAUGGAAGAAGCACGUUUUAAAACUGGCAGAGCGUUUAUUUGUAAAUCCACUCUUCUUUCAAGGGCGCCACUCUGUCGAAGGGGGCAAUAUGGAGAGCUUUACGGUGGAGAUGUUGCAAAUGUUGCUUGGAUUCUUCCAACACGAAGGGUUACACUUUAGUGACCAUGCUUCUUCGCUGGGCUCACUGCUACAGGAUGUCAUGUACGUUUUCCGGGAAGCCCAUGUGGGUAACGAAGGUUUUGCCUUCAUCCACAUGCUCACCUCGGGUGCUUUUGACAAGGCACAUUACCCACCUGUGUAUGAUAAAAAGCUCAACAGCGGCGUUGUGGACGAGCCGGUCGCCGAGCUACUCGCAUACCUCUUUUCCACGCACCACACAUGCGGUGUGCCGCUAGAGAUGCAUCGUUCCGUUCUCCUUGACCCCGCCGUGAGGACACUGUGGGAAGGCAAAACAGCUUCCACGCAACACCGAGCAGUGCUUUCCCCCAUUGAUGUGUGUUCCCCCACUGUAUCCGCGCUCGAUAACACGGACUUUUUUGUGUUGCUCUCUUCCUUCUACAACUACCUGGCAUCGCAGUUGGCGCCUCAGAGCUGUGCUGACCUUCGCCUUCCCUGCAUGAAUAAUACCGAUGAGGAAUGCCGCAUUUUUGAAAAUGUGCACUUUGAUUGCCCGCUCAAAGAAAAACUUGAAGAAUCUUCCGUUCCAUACAACGCCCGGUCCCCGUUUGUUGCCAUAAGUGGUUGUGGUGACUUUUUCUCCUCCGUCGACGAUGUGACGUUUACCUUGCGCGAUGGACUCUACUGUGACCGGCGUCUGCUGCCUAUCCUCGAUGUGGUGGAUGGUUGGCGGCACGAUGGGGCGCAAAUUCUCAUCAAUGCGUGUCUCUUGGACUUCCUGCGCGCAACCGCACAGAUUGACACGACGCGAAAAAACUACCGCUUUACCCUGCUGGAGGAGCUGAACGGCCUCUCUCAGUCUCUCUCCUACGCCGUGCUGAACAGGGCUGAGAAGGUUCUUUCCAACCUGGCGGGCUUGGUACGAAAACCUAGCCUGCCGACCGCGAAGGUAUUGACAGCCAUCAUGCCUGACGAAUCAGAGCAGGGCGUUUUCAUGGCAGGUGCUCCCCGUCUGCUGGAGGUCGCAGAACGCCUGAAUUCACUUCAGCCACAAAUCCAGAAACGCCUCGCGGAGCAGUUGCGUGCGGCAAAAUGGGCGAAGAUGAAGAAAUGA